AUGGCGCCUACGGUUCAGACUCGACUGCUCAUCAUGUCUGAUACACACGGUGUAGACUUCAGCUCCGAGAAUAGACCUCUCCAACACGUGGAUGUCGCUCUACACUGCGGCGAUCUGACUGAUGGCUCUAAACUUGAAGAGUUCCGGACGACACUCCAGAUGCUCAAGAUGAUUAAUGCGCCACUCAAAUUAGUCAUAGCAGGAAAUCAUGACUUCACCAUGGAUUCCACUGCGUUCGAAACAAAGGUUGCCGAAUCGGUGCCACCUUUGGAACCCGAGCUCGUUGCUCGGGAAUAUGGUAUAUUGGGACAAGCAAGGCAACUGUUUGACGACGCAAGGGAUGCAGGUAUAGUGUUCCUGGCUGAGGGAACUCACGGCUUCGUGCUCGAGAAUGGAGCCAUGCUGACAAUCUACGCAAGUCCAUUCACGCCCUCCCUAGGCGCAUGGGGCUUCCAAUACCACCCGAACAAAGGUCGUCAUUUCGACAUCCAAGCCGGAACCGACAUUGUCAUGACUCACGGGCCGCCCAAAGGAAUCAUGGACUUCACCUACGGUCGAGAAAGAGCAGGCUGUCCUGAUCUUUUCGCCGCCGUUGCUUACGCCCGGCCCCGGAUUCACUGCUUCGGCCAUAUUCAUGAAGGAUGGGGUGCAAGGCUGGUAGCAUGGAAAGACAGCGGUGCGGACAAACCAUCCCAUUUUACUGUCAUCGACAACGAGAAGUCGCCCGUCAUCGAAAAAUUGGCCACGCUUAGAGAAAAUUCACUGGACUCGGAUGAUAUGGCAGAAGAAAAGCGAGUCAAGUUGGAAAGACUGAACCACAAUGGAUGCUCGACCACAAGCCACUGUGCACAAGACGAAUAUCCGCUUCAAUCGAGCAAGCAAACACUGUUCAUCAACGCCUCCAUCAUGGGCAGCGAAAGGUUUGUGCAGAGACCCUGGCUCGUCGACAUCGAGCUUCCAAGGCACCGAAAAUCACAGUAG
Messenger RNA from Exophiala viscosa, 981 nucleotides. Its product is annotated as Metallo-dependent phosphatase-like protein. Bases 1 to 981 code for a protein of 326 amino acids. The record is from RefSeq and is a predicted model, not a curated record. Lineage: Eukaryota; Fungi; Ascomycota; Eurotiomycetes; Chaetothyriales; Herpotrichiellaceae. Gene Ontology annotation, molecular function: hydrolase activity. The transcript has a single exon.